GAACCUACUCCAGCUGCCAUGCGACUAGCCGCCAUGGAGACCUCCCCUCGCCUUAAGCUCGUCUCGCUCGCUCUCCUACUAGCCUCGUUUCCCUUUCCCUGUGCCACGGCAGCGCUACCCCCUUCCCUCCUAGAAGAACAGGCCGGAGCCCUCCUCGCCUGGAAAGCUACCAUACACAACCCCCCAGCCCAGCUCCGAUCUUGGGGAAACACCACAACCCAGCCAUGUGGCUGGUACGGCAUCAAGUGUGGCAAGCAACAAGCGAGGCACCAAGAGCAAGAGGUGGUGAUCACCGAGAUCUCUCUCCGGGGGUUGUGGCUGAGAGCGAGGCUGGAGGACAUCAACUUCACGGCGUUGCAUACUCUCACGAGUAUCCGACUACCCUACAAUCAGAUAAGAGGCCCCUUUCCACCCGCUUUAGCAUCAAACUUGCCAAACCUCCGCCACCUCCUGCUCCAGGGGAAUGGACUCUCCGGUCAAAUACCGAGACAAAUAAAACACCUGGAGAGUCUCGUUGGGUUGGACUUGUCAAACAACCACUUGUCUGGUCCUAUACCCAUUGAACUAGGCUACCUAAACAAGUUGAAAAUGUUAGAUCUUUCCACCAACAACCUCACAGGCCCAAUUCCAAGAAGUCUAGGGAAUUGCAGUAAGCUCACCAUCUUGUACCUUGAUGGUAAUCAGUUAUCUGGACAUCUUCCUCGAGAACUAGGUUACAUCGUGAAACUACAGAAGUUAGCACUUAGCAGCAACAAACUCAUGGGUUCCAUCCCCAAUACCUUUGGGAGUUUGAUUAACAUCACUGGAUUGUACCUAUGGGAUAACCAACUAUCCGGACAUGUUCCUCCAGAACUAAGUUCCUUGGUGAAUCUGGAAGACUUGGAACUUGCCAAAAACAGACUCACGGGUUCCAUCCCUGGUUCCUUUGGAAAUUUGACCAAGCUCACUACCUUGUAUCUUUAUGGUAACCAGUUCUCUGGACAUGUUCCUCCAGAACUAGGUUCCCUUGUGAAUUUGCAAGUGUUGUCGCUUCACAACAACCAAUUAAUCGGUUUCAUCCCCAAUACCUUUGGAAACCUGAUCAAUCUCACUGCCUUGUACCUAUAUCAUAACCAAUUAUCCGGGCAUAUUCCUCAAGAACUAGGUUCCCUAGUAAAUCUAGAAUUGUUGGAUCUUAGCAACAACACACUCAUGGGAUCCAUCCCCAAUACCUUUGUAAAUUUGACCAAAAUCACUACCUUGUCCCUAUAUGAUAACCAACUCUCCGGACAUGUUCCUCGAGCACUAGGUUUCUUGGUGAAUUUUGAACUUUUGUUGCUUCAAAAAAACCAACUCACGGGUUCCAUUCCCGAUACCUUUGGAAAUUUGAACAAGCUCACUACCUUGUACCUUUUCCGUAACCAACUCUCUGGAUAUGUUCCUAAAGAAUUAGGUUCCUUGGUGAGUCUAGAAGACUUGCAACUUUACAAAAAUAAACUCUUGGGUUCCAUCCCCAAUACAUUUGGAAAUUUGACCAAGCUCACUACGUUGUACCUAUAUGAUAACCAACUUUCCGGGCAUGUUCCCCGAGAACUAGGGUGCUUGGUGAAUCUAGAAGACUUGGAACUUCAUAGAAAUAAACUCUUUGGUUCCAUCCCCAAUGCCUUGGGAAACUUGACCAAACUUACUACCUUGAACCUAGGGGGAAACCAACUUUCAGGGGGCAUUCCUCAAGAACUAGGCUACUUGGUGAAUCUAGAAGACUUGGAACUUGACAAAAACAAACUCAUGGGUUGCAUCCCCAAUACCUUUGGAAAUAUGACAAAGCUCAAUACCUUAUUCCUUGAUGAUAACCAAUUCUCCGGACAUGUUCCACAAGAAAUUGGCACCUUAAUGGAUCUCAAAUAUAUACAAUUUGAUGGUAACAAUCUCUCUGGUCCCUUGCCACCAAGCUUGUGUGUUGGCGGCAUGCUCAAGACAUUGAUCGCAUUUGACAACAAUCUCAAUGGGCCUUUGCCGUCAAGUUUGAUAAACUGCAGAAGCCUAGUUAGAGUUCGUCUUGAAAGGAAUCAGAUAGAAGGAGAUAUUUCUAAGAUGGGGAUUUAUCCAAAUCUUGUCUACAUGGAUAUGAGAUCAAACAACCUGUUUGGUCAACUAUCUUUUCUCUGGGGUGAUUGCCAUAAUCUUCAGAUGCUACGAAUUUCAAACAACAACCUUACGGGGGAAAUACCCGCAAGUAUGGGGCAACUAUCUCAACUAGGGUUACUUGAUCUUUCAUCAAACAAGCUUGAAGGAGAGAUUCCAAGUGCACUAGGAAAUCUGAAAAAAUUAUUCAACUUGAGCCUCGCGGACAAUUUGUUGCAUGGAAGUAUUCCGCAAGAAAUUGGAGCACUAUCCAGUCUGGAAUUACUGGAUUUGUCAUCAAAUAACCUAAAUGGUUUGGUACAAUAUUCAAUUGAGCAUUGUUUGAAACUUCGCCUUUUAAAGCUGAAUCACAAUAACUUCAUUGGAAACAUCCAUGCCGAGCUAGGGUCAUUGCGCAAUUUAUACGAAUUGGAUUUAAGUGACAAUUCAUUUAUUGGGGCAAUACCAAGCCAACUUAGUGGUUUGAGCAUGCUAGAAAAUCUGAAUCUUUCACAUAAUGAACUAAAUGGCUCCAUCCCAUCAUCAUUUCAGAGUAUGGAAAGCUUGACAUCCAUUGAUGUAUCUUAUAAUGAAUUGGAAGGGCCAGUCCCGAACAGUAAGCUCUUCCAACAAGCUCCAAACCAGCGGUUCAUGCAUAAUAAGAUGCUAUGUGGUGUGGUGAAUGGAUUACCCCCUUGCAAUAGUGUAACUCAGAGCAGAGGCAAGUGGAAAGGAUACAAAAUACUUGUACUAGCUCCUGUUCUGGCUCUGAUAUGUCUUAUUCUUAUUGUGAUGAUAUUGAUGUUCUGGCGUGAAAGAAAGAAAACCAAGGAAACCAACAAUGAUAAAGUAACACAAGAAAAAGUCUUCUCUAUUUGGAGUUUUGAUGGGGCAAAUGUGUUCAAGCAAAUAGUUGAAGCAACCAACCAUUUUAGCGAGAUGCAUUGCAUAGGAACCGGGGGAUAUGGAUCUGUCUAUAAAGCUAUACUUGCAACAGGCGAAAUAUUUGCAGUGAAGAAGAUACACAUGAUAGAAGAUGAGUGUUGCAUGAACAAGCAGUUGUUCAAUCGUGAAGUUGAGGCAUUGGUGCAGAUUCGUCAUCGAAACAUCGUACAACUUUUAGGUUAUUGUUCCUCUAGCCAAGGCAGGUUCCUUAUCUAUGAAUAUAUGGAGAGAGGAGACUUGGCAAAAAUGUUGAAGGACAAUGAAAGGGCAAUUGAAUUGGAUUGGAGAAGGCGGAUAUGUAUUGUAUUGGAUGUGGUUCAUGCUUUGGCAUACAUGCACCAUGACUGUUCAUCAACAAUAGUCCAUAGAGACAUAACAAGCAACAAUAUUUUGCUUGAUCAAGAAUUUAGAGCCUGCAUCUCUGACUUUGGUACGGCUAAAAUACUCAAUAUUUAUGGCCAAAAUCUCACAAGGCUAGCUGGGACGAAAGGCUACCUUGCCCCAGAGCUGGCAUAUACAGAAAACGUGACGGAGAAAUGUGAUGUAUACAGCUUCGGAGUGCUCGUUUUGGAGCUAUUUAUGGGAUCUCAUCCAGGCGAUUUGCUCUCAUCCCUCUCGUUGACCACCAAGAACAAUUUUGUGUGCAUGAAGGAUCUGCUGGACUCCAGGCUUGCCCUCCCGGAUGCUGAAUCCGCCAUAGAAAUAUACUGCAUGCUCAGUGUCGCAGUUCGGUGCCUGGAGCCGCUUCCAUCCCGCAGGCCAACGGCACGACGUGCCAGCGACGAGCUAUCUACGAUUAAAGCUUGUGAAGAUCGUGCUGAUUAUUUGCACGCCGGCAUCACCUUUCCUGUGAUGUAGUGCAUGUGGCUAUGGAUGAUUAAUUUGUAUCAUGUGGUUUCUUCUCUGCUACCUACCUAGCUACUUGGUUAAAAAGUGUUGUUUCCUCUGUAACUGAUACCAAAGGUAACAUAUUAUGGUGUAUAUGGAGCUAGCAAACAUGUACUACUGUAAAAAAAU
Molecule: messenger RNA, 4065 nt
Organism: Aegilops tauschii subsp. strangulata
Lineage: Eukaryota; Viridiplantae; Streptophyta; Magnoliopsida; Poales; Poaceae
Biological process (GO): protein phosphorylation
Molecular function (GO): ATP binding; protein kinase activity; protein binding
Source: RefSeq, a predicted model, not a curated record